UGAAACCAGAAGCUGGCAAACUCAGAACUGGCAAAAGGAAACCCUUUUUUGCUCACUGAACCAUUAGCCUGUGGAACUCAUUGCUACUGGAUAUUUUGAGACAGCCUGCAAACACGCCCAGGACUUCCCAAGCACCACACUCUGCUCCUGCUUCCCUGAGCCUGGAAAAGUGCAGCCACCUCCAGAGGAAUUUCCACGCUUCGGGACGGCGAUGAUGCCUCAGUGAUCUCCCUGCUCCAAAACUAGGCCUCGCUUGACUUUCCUUCCAGGGAAGAUUGUUCCCCUUGUGACCCUGCUGAGGAAAGAGACUCCGAUGGACUUACACCGGGCAGCCUUCAAGAUGGAAAACUCAUCCUAUCUUCCCAACCCGCUGGCAUCUCCGGCCCUGAUGGUUCUCGCCUCCACUGCUGAAGCCAGCCGGGACGCUUCCAUCCCCUGUCAGCAGCCAAGACCCUUCGGAGUCCCGGUAUCAGUGGAUAAGGACGUGCAUAUCCCCUUUACCAAUGGCUCGUAUACUUUUGCCUCCAUGUAUCACCGGCAAGGUGGGGUGCCAGGGGCAUUCGCGAACCGUGACUUUCCCCCAUCCUUGCUGCACCUCCACCCCCAGUUUGCACCCCCCAACUUGGACUGCACGCCAAUAAGUAUGUUGAACCACAGCGGCGUUGGGGCUUUCCGCCCCUUUGCCUCCACUGAAGACAGGGAGAGCUAUCAGUCGGCCUUUACGCCGGCCAAACGCCUGAAAAACUGCCAUGACACGGACUCACCCCACCUGCGCUUCUCGGACGCUGAUGGCAAGGAGUAUGAGUUUGGAACCCAGCUCCCUUCCAGCUCCCCUGGCUCACUCAAACUCGAUGACACAGGGAAAAAGAUCUUUGCGGUCUCCGGCCUCAUUUCUGACCGGGAGACCUCGUCCAGUCCCGAAGACCGAAACGACAGAUAUAGAAGCGACAGCCAAAGAGGGCCACAAGCGUCUGCGACCACCACCCACCGUAUGGUUUUAACUCUGCCCCUCUGCAAGAAGAAAGCAACCUUGUUUGACAGCCAGGCUCCGAUCUGCCCCAUCUGCCAGGUCCUUCUGCGCCCCGGCGAGCUGCAGGAGCACAUGGAGCAGGAGCUGGAGAAACUCACUCAGCUGAACGUCAGUAAGAACUCCAUACUGAAGGAUUCCAUGGCACCUGGCACCCCCAAGUCAAUUUUGUUGUCAGCCUCAAUCAAGCGGGAAGGAGACUCUCGGACAGCAUCGCCUCACUCCUCAGAUGAUAUCCAUCACUCAGACAGAUACCAGACCUUCCUGAGAGUGAGAGCGAACAGGCAGACCAGGCUGAAUGCUCGGAUUGGGAAAAUGAAACGGAGGAAGCAAGACGAAGGGCAGGUAUGUCCCCUCUGCAGCCGGCCUCUGUCGGGAUCCGAGGAGGAGAUGAGUAGACAUGUGGAACAAUGCCUUGCAAAGAGAGAAGGCUCGUGCAUGACCGAGGAUGACUCCGUGGACAUCGAGAACGAGAAUGGCAAUCGCUUCGAGGAAUACGAGUGGUGUGGGCAGAAGAGGAUACGUGCCACCACCCUCCUGGAGGGGGGAUUCCGAGGCUCCGGAUUCAUUAUGUGCAGUGGCAAGGAGAAUCCGGAUAGCGACGCUGAUCUCGACGUGGAUGGAGAUGACACACUGGAAUACGGGAAACCACAGUACACAGAGGCAGAUAUCAUCCCUUGCACCGGGGAAGAGCCGGGCGAAGCCAAAGAGCGGGAGGCACUCCGCGGUGCCGUCUUAAAUGGUGGCACGCCCAGUACCCGAAUAACGCCAGAGUUUUCCAAAUGGGCCAGCGAUGAAAUGCCCUCGACGAGUAAUGGGGAGAGCAGUAAACAGGAGGCUCUGCAAAAGACCUGUAAGAACAGUGACAUCGAAAAAAUUACAGAAGACUCUGCAGUGACAACAUUUGAAGCGUUAAAGGCUCGUGUCCGGGAGUUAGAAAGGCAGCUUUCCCGUGGAGACCGCUAUAAAUGUCUCAUUUGCAUGGACUCUUACACGAUGCCCCUGACUUCCAUUCAGUGCUGGCACGUGCACUGUGAAGAAUGCUGGCUGCGGACUCUGGGUGCUAAGAAGCUCUGCCCUCAGUGUAACACCAUCACAUCUCCCGGAGACCUCCGGCGCAUCUACUUAUGAAGGACGCAGCCGCAGGGCGGGACACAGCCAACCGGAUCAGCUCAUCACACCGCGGGGGGGAAAGAACCACGACAAACAAAGACGUUUCAAACAAAUCGACUCCAGACGUGGACUCGAGGAUAGAGGAGCCGCGGGGAAGCCUCAGCCUCCGUGUCUCUCGUGUUGGGACCUCCUCUGACAACUCUACAGCGAGCAAAACCAAACCCUUUUUUAAAAGCAGUGUUCCCCUCUCCCUAGAGCUGCUUUGCAUUGCGGCUGGCUUGUGAGUCCUCCUUUGGACUGUGCUGGUCACUCCUCCAACCCCAGAAGACUGGGAAGGGACCCUUGACAGAAAGAUGUUAAAUACCCUGUAACUUGUGUUCUUUGUUCAGUUUGGUUGGUUGGGCUUUUUGUUUUUGUUUUUUUUGGGUUUGUUUUAUUUUUUGUUGUUGUUUUUGGGUUUUUUUGGUGGUGUUCUAGUGAUUUAAAAAAAAAGUUUAAAGAAAAACACACAGGCAGAAAAUGAAGCACAUGUAAUAUAGAUUAUAUAUGUUUACAAUGUUGUGUAUAAAUGGGAUAGACACAAACAUUACAUACUAAUAAGUUGCCCUUUUUUUUGGUUGUAUUUUUUUUAAAGAAGAAAAAAAAUGAGCAGAGAACAUUAAACCCAUAUUUUUCUUGGUUCUGCAAAGUUUUGGCAUUAAAGUCAUUAGUUUAAAAAAAGUAUAUAUAUACAUAUCUAUAAUAUAAAUGGUUUAAUGUUCUGUGGUGUAUAUUUCCUCAGUCAGAUAUGAAGUUAACAGCUUUUUAGUAAUGGCUGUAGCAUCGCCCAUAACUUACAAGACUUAUGGGGAGUAGGGGAGAUGGGUUUUUGUCAUUAGUCGUAGCUAAUGGGGCUAUUUCUAAUAGAAUCUUUAUCCCACAGGAAGCCAGCGGGAAGGGCGGCGGUUGGAAAGGUCUGGCUCAGGCGCUGUCGCCGCUUUUCCCUAUGGGGCAGGGGCAGGAGUUGAGAUUAGAUAGGAGACAGGGAUGAAUAUUGCCAAGGGCAGCUGUCUCCAGUGGUUGGGAAUCUGCACUUCAAAGCUUCAGUUAACCCAGCCAUUGCCCACGAAAACCAAAGGCCAUGCCCCUGUCCAAGCAAACGUGUGCCACUGGCUUGGUUUGUUCCCACUGGAAAGGAGUUCCCUGCCCAAUGGCCCAGGGUGUUCUCUCUGCUCUGGAGCGCCGCCUCUGCCCACAGGAGAGGUGGGGCCGUGGCACAGGCUCAGGGCCAAGGCGUCCGUUUGUGUUCUCCCUUCUGGCUGAGACCGUUACGGGCUGAGCAGCAGGAGGUGACUACAGCGCGGGGAAGGAAGGUUCUUGCUCCAGGUUUUCUCUGGGGAGGCUGCUGUGCUGCUGCCUUUGCCAUCUCCGUCCAUCUUGCUCUCUUGUUCUGCCGCUUUGCCAGUGCUGGCCGGGAGAGGCGUCAGAAUUGCACUGACUUUCUGGUACGAGCUCUUUGCUAGAGUGGAAGGUUGCUUUAGAUCGCCGAUCUCUUCCGGAGCCUGCCUGAGCCGGGGUUCCUAGGACAUGGUGCACGUUCCUCCUCUUAAAACAAUGCAAAGUAACUUCCACCUCCAAGUAAAGGGUGAUGGUAGGGCCCCUCUCUCAGGCCAGUGGGUUGGCAAGGAGAACCCAGCCUCACUGAGCUGACUAAGAUGAGCAAAGAUUCAGAUACUUCCAGUCAGUGGCAGUGAUCCCCAAUGACCUCCUCCCGGGAGAUUUCUCCUAGCUUCUUCCACAGCGGCACCUAGAGCUGCUCUUGCUUGUCCUUAGCUUCCAGGUGCACAGCCGCACACAGUCACCGGCCGAGGGUUGCCAUCUACUCCCCCGUUACCUCGGGAACAAAGAAACGAAUGUGCUUUUACCUACCAACAAGCAACGUUCGCCUCUCCAGCCAGUUGAGUUUUGCAAGGCUGCGUGAGUGUUGCUGAAAGGCGCUCACCAGUGGCUCCUGUUGCCAGGGUGGUGACCUUGCAGGGCAGUAGCCCAGGGCUGAAAUGUGGGAGGAGGUAACCUUGUGUUGCUGUUCGCCAGGCUGCCCUCUCUCACUAGCUGUCUCGCUUGGUGAACCUGGGGGAGAGACCAGAACAAGCUAGACACAGGACUGUUGCACGUCAGUGGUUAUUUGGAGGCUGUUUGGAAGCCAAGGUCACUCCUGUUUGCUGGAUUUCUUGGUGCAGGACACCUGGCCACCAGGGUGGGCUGAUACCAAGAGGGUUUACUACUUAGGAAGCCGGACUCCUCCCCAGCACUGCAAAGGUGGCUUGUGUUUUGCAGUAACAGAAGAUUUGAUGAGGCAGCUUGUCUCAGUGGUGAUAUUUCUAUCACAGCUUCCCUGCCGGAGUGUGUGUCGUCUUGCUGCUUGAUUUGUAAAGGACCCUGUUGCACAAAAUAAAUCUCUCUCCUGCUGGAAUUAUAUUCCCCCUUCCCCAUCCCCCACCAAAGCCGAUAUCACUUAAGUCAGAGCUCCCUGGGUCCUUACGCUCUCCAAGCAGCAACCUCUGCCCACAGUCCAGUUGUGGCCCAUGUGGGUCUGUGGCCGUUCCCUGGUAGCCGACGUGCUGUGCACAUGUACCUUCCUGGGCAGUGCUUGGGAGCUGGAGAAAACUGUUCUGACAUCCCGAGCUGGGACCUUUCUCCCCUGACGAGACAGACCUGUGAGAGCAGAGAGAAGGGCUGCACGUGCAGUUAACCCUUUGAGUGCCGUUUGGCGUGCUGGGAGGUAGCCCUGCCUGUCGCAUUUUAAGCCCUGGGAAAGGCACUCGGUGGGUUUGGUUUUUAAAUUGGAAUAAUCAGCGCCGCGUGGUGGGGCAGCCAGGCCCAGCACUGGCCGGACGGUGCCCAGAGCUGUGAUCUCUGUCAAUGGAAUUGGAGAAUGCGCAGUGAUUUUUUUUUUUAAAGGCAGUUGGGAAUGGGGAAGUGGGGGGGCAGGUUCCCCAUUGCCUGAGCUCUGCCUUGCAACGAGCCACUGAGAGCCAGGGUCUCUCGUGUGUUGUGGAGCAGCAGUGUGCUGUGUACGUAGCUGUAAAACCAUAUGUAACCAGUAAUGUUUUUUUUAAUGUAAAGCCGUCCCUGUUUUUAGGAAGGGUGGGGAUCUGAUGGGAGAAUGGAGAGAGAAGAGUCUCGUUCUGGCCUUCUCAGGAGCCAGCCGCGUUUUCUCCUCUUCCACAAUGAGCUUAAACAGAAAAAAAUGGAAAAAAGGAAUUAACUCUUUGCCCAAAGAAUCCCAGUUGCACAAGGUGAUAUUCCAGUUGUGUCAAUGAUUGUGUGUCAAUGUAUAUUCUAUAAAAAGGUACUUGUCAUUCCCGUUUGUAAACGACAUUUGACAUUAAUUAAACGAGUAUAAAUCUU
This is a messenger RNA of Mauremys mutica (yellowpond turtle), 5530 nucleotides long. It is a transcript of the gene RNF220, whose product is annotated as ring finger protein 220. Bases 314 to 2158 code for a protein of 614 amino acids. NCBI's taxonomy places the organism in Eukaryota, Metazoa, Chordata, Testudines, Geoemydidae. Gene Ontology annotation, molecular function: metal ion binding; ubiquitin protein ligase activity. The transcript has 17 exons. Gene Ontology annotation, biological process: protein ubiquitination. The record is from RefSeq and is a predicted model, not a curated record.